Molecule: messenger RNA, 1692 nt
Organism: Hirundo rustica (Barn swallow)
Lineage: Eukaryota; Metazoa; Chordata; Aves; Passeriformes; Hirundinidae
Biological process (GO): positive regulation of protein localization to cilium; positive regulation of cilium assembly; regulation of cytokinesis
Cellular component (GO): recycling endosome; midbody; centrosome
Source: RefSeq, a predicted model, not a curated record
ACUAAAUCCAAUGCUGUGCUGGCUACUAUGAAGAAAAUUAAUGCAGUCCUAGACAGAAUCAGGACAGCAGCUGAUUGCUUCCUCCCCCACCUUGCUUCUGACAACUCAGCACACGUGGAACUCAAUACAUCACAGACCUUGGAAUGUUGGUGGUUCCAGUUGUCUCCAGAGCCAAGAUACAGAGCUAUGUGGUUCUCCUCUCCCUCCUGAACAUCCUAGUGUUCUAAACAGAGGGACUUUGGUUGCAACAAGCGUUGCUGAGGCUGCAGAAGGUGGCACACUGCUUGUCAAUGUCAACAGCCCGCAUGGCCUGAACUCCUGGAGGACAGUUUGGAUUCUCCUGCUUGCUGCAGCCCAGAGCAUCCUGAAAAAAUGUCACAGCCAGUUCACAUCUUUGGGCUAAUGAUGAUGGCCUACCCAGAUUCUCAAGGCUUGCAAGGUGAUGAUGACGAUGAUGGUGAUGAUGAUGACGGUGAAGAAUCGAGGAACUCCUGCCACUCUGUGCUUCCUCCACCCUUGCACAAGAGCAGUGACAGCACAGAUUACAAUCAGACAGAGGAUCUGGGAGAGCCCACCCUAUUUUCUGUAACUUCUGGACACUCUUCCACGGUGAAAGAUAAACAAGUGAGGUUGGCCAGGUAUGACCUGGAGCUUGAGGAGGAAGAUCAGGAGUUCCAGAAGCCAUUUUACAAAGACAUGGCAAUGCCUGACAGCUUGGCUGGAGAUGAAGAGGCCAGCCCAACCUAUCAACUUCCUGGGCAUCAGAGGUUGCCUGCUCUCCAAAAGGCCAGUACAGCACCAAGUGGCUUUCCUGACUCUUUGCAGCACGGCUCAGACCAGCACUUGGGGACAGAGGCCACUGCCACACAGGCCCAUGCCAGUGACCAUUAUGUGGGACACCCAGAGAGCUCCAUGGGAGUGGAGCUCCACGUGCUGCAUGAGGAGAACGGAGAGCUCAGGGAGUCCCCAUCCCUGCAGCCGACCUACGACUCGCUCUGGCAGGAGAACAGCAUCCUCAGGUCAGAGAAUGAAACGCUCAGGAAUGUAAACCUCAUGCUCACGUCUGAGAACUUUGCACUCAAGCAGUCUCUCAAAGAGCUCAGGAAGAGCUGUGCUGAGUUCAUGAAGGAAGACAUCAUGCCCAGGGAGGAAUACGCCGUGCUCAGGGAACGGUACAACAGGCUCAAGGGCGAGAAUGCUGCACUCAGGGAGGACAACAACAUGUUCAGGAGAAUGGUUAACACCUUCCAGAACAAUUUGAAGAGACAGGCAUGCAUGGUGGCAAGCCUGCAGGAUCAGCUGAAGACUAGCCAGGUUGAAAGAGAGAGAGAAGCCCGAGAGGUCCAGUCCCUAGUCCAGCAGACUGGGCGUCAGCUUCAGCUAAUGACCCAGCGGGCUCUGGAUGCUGAAACAAAUGUGGAGAGGCUGAAGCAGAAGAUCUUCAUUCUCCAAGGACAGCUGGAGAGAUGCAAGCUGGAGAAUGAAAACGGAGAACAGACUGGCCUGGAAGCAGUGAAGCACAAUUUAGACUUCACCAGGCAAAACCCCCACGAGCUCAUAAUGGGCAAAGAUGGCUCCCUCAGGCAGCUCCUCCCUCAGGAAUGCUGCCCGUUGUUGCUGAGGUCCUUGAAUCUACCAGAAAAAUUCUCAAAUUUUAAGCAAAGAAUGGUCUAUGAAUGCAUUUCUGUGUGA